AUGCCGCCCCGGACCCACCCACAAGGCAAACUCCUGUCGGGCAGGAAACAGCAGGCUGUCAUUCGGCAGCAGAGCAGCGCAGAGGGAUCACUGAACAAGUCCCCAGAGUUCCAAAGAAACAAAGAGGACUUUCCUGCUUCUCUAGACAAACUACAGCAGCUGAUAGAAGACAAAGUUCACAUCCUACAAUCCCCCUUCACUGAGGAGCAACAGGGUUCGGCACUGUGGAGAUUUGCUGUUGUGAGUGAGGAGCUGACAUUUCACCUCCAGCAGCUGCAGAGACAGACAGAGCAGGAGCUCAGCAGCAUACACGCACAACUCUUGCAGAUUGAAGGCCGCCAGCAGCUGCUGACCGCUGAGCUCUUUAUUCUUCAGGAGAAGAAGAAACGGAUCGAACAGGAGCUGAAGAGGAACUCCAGCCUUCAGACUUCCACUUUUCAGCUGUGUGCUUGUCGGGAGCUUCAGGCCUCCGUCACUGAGCGUUUGCUCCAAUCAGAGAGGUUGGUGUUCCAGGAGGAGGCACUGAGCGCGCUCCGUAACCUGCUGACCCAAGACCUGCAGAGGUACCGGGAAGAGACGCGGAAACUGAGCUGUUUCACACAAAAAAUACUCGCACAAUCUCACAGAGAGGAAACGCCCCCCAGCAGACCGAUUGACAGCAGCAUGCAGGGAAAGAACGAGACGGAGCAAGAAAACAACAUGCAUGCGCCCAAGCCUUCUUCCCUACAAUCGCCAUUUAGUCCUCACCAGACCACCAAUGAAGAAGAGGCAGAGCAGGCCUGGAGGGCCAGUCAUAAAAAAGGCCUGUCCCGCAAAACAAACCUGCACCGAGCUGGCAGCGUCAAAGAACUGAUCACUAAAUUCUCCGGUCCAGAUCACGUCUCUCCCUCCGGUUCCCCACAGAGUCCCUCGCCUGGAACAGAACAAGUCCCAAAGUUCGCUCCAGCAGAGGCUCUCGAAUCUCCGAAGUCCAAGUCGAGUCCUUCCACUUCCACACCGGGCAGCAUCGGACAAGACGAGGAUGCUGUUCCCAGCAUCACUGUGACCCCUCCGUUCAGGGAAACCCAGGUUGUGGCACAAUCGGCUCAGAGAGGCACCAAUACCAGUACGAUCACUGCGAGAAUAGAUUGUCCAGUAGGAGGCAGCGCUGAGAAGAAGGACUCAGAACCGAGGAGACAAACUCAAACCACAGAGUCUGGUAGAGACUCAGUGGCUGACUCCGGCAUGGGAUCGGAGUCUGAAUUGGAUUUGAACAAGCAGUCGGACAGUCUGUCAGAGGAGGAGCCCACCACACCCCGGGCCGUGCCAACCAGCCAGAACCCCAAAUAUCAGCUGUUCCUCAACAACGAGCACAGGACCAACGGGUUGAGUGGCAGGGAUUCAGAUGGUCCAGGAGUCGGCGGGAUGGUGGGGGAGAACAGCCCCAGGAUGUCCCGAUGGGAGACCAACCGGCUGGGGACGAACCACUACAAAGGGUCCCUGGAGUCCCUGGCCUCGCGGGACUGGGACACUAUGCCUGACAGGUGUGGUGUUGUUGACAGCCCCCCCAGGGUGUUCAACAGUCCGUACGCGACGACGUCCUCCGUAGAUUACAACCCCAUGCACCGAAUGUCGGAGUUCAAGUGGGUACCCCGUCGUCAACUCCCCCGACCCCGUUUCUCCGCCUACGACACUCUGCUGAGGAGGAGGGGCGAGGUCAACACCACUCAGCAACAGUUGGCCCCCACCACCCACUACAGUAUGCGCUCUGCCACUCUGGGAGCGCCCAAUAAAAAGAACUUCAUAGAGGAGCUGACCAAACAGAUGGACGCCUGCCAGAAGCGUAACCAGUUUCUAGAGGCAGAGAGUGUGGAGAUGGAGAAGGAGAGGAACCAGAUAAGGUUUGAGAUGCGCGGCCUGCUGGUGAACAACGAAGACCUGCUGAGGACCAACGCUCAGCUGACCAAUGAGAUGAAGAGGAUGAGAGAGCAGAUGAUAGAGAUGGAGAGGGAGAACCAAUCCACUGGCGAGAAAUACAGGGAGAUGGAGAUUGAGGUGAAGCAGGCCCGGGACAUGAUGGUGGAGGCCAACACUCAGGAGUACGCCUUCAGUUUUCUCCAGCAGUCCCUCAAAAACAAGAUCCAUGAUGCUGAGGAGAACCUGGAGAAGCAGACGCAGCACGCCAAGACGCUGUCUGAGAAGUUGUGGCUGGCAGAGAGACAGCUGGAGGAGCUGGAGGUGGUCAAAGACACCAGAGACAAGAGGACGUCUGAACUGAACAGCACCAUCCUCAGGCUGGAGUCAGAGCUGGGCGAGGCCCUGCUGGUGUCCACGCAGGCCUCAGCUGAACUGAACCUGCAGCACAAGCUGCGUGAAGACAGCCAGCUGAGGGUGGAGGAGCUGGAGGAGUCUCUGCUGGAGAAGGACCAGGAGAUGCAGCGACUGCAGACCAUCGUCGGCAGACUGCAGGGAGAGGUCUCUGGUAAGCUGAUUGAUAAGGAGCAGACGCUGGAGGAGGAGAUCCAGCUGAGGGAGAGGAUACAGCUGCAGUGUAAACAGGCGGAGAGGACAGUGGAAGACCUCCAAAUGGAGCUGCAGAGCACCAACCAGUCCAGAGAGGAGCUGGCCAAACAAGUCAAACUGGCUCAGGAGAAGAUGAUCGACCUGGAGAGUGAUCUGGAGGAGCUGCAUGACAGCGAGCUGAGAUGGGCCAGCAAACACAAGAGAGCUAUUGAGCAGAUAGAGCAGCUGCAGCAGAAGUUGAUCCAGGAGAAGGAUCUGAACGACCAGCUGGAGACUGAGAAGUCCGCAAUGGAGAGACAGCUGCGUGAGCUGCGUCUGGAGGUGGAGGAGCUUCAGAGCUCCAGAGUUCAGGAGGACGUCAUCUCCAGAGCGGAGAGCAGAGUCAAAGAGCUGGAGAACACUCUGAGGACAGAGGAGAGGAACAAGUCUGUCCUGACGAACACCAUCACUAAACUGGAGAGGAGGAUUAACGAGCUGAGCGAUCAGAUGGAAGAGGAACACAGGAUAGCUACUGAGCAGAAAGACCUGAUGACCCAGAGGAUGCGUUCUCUGAAGCGUCAGCUGAACGAGGUGGAGGAGGAGGCGAGCAGGAAGGAGGCGCAGUACCGCCACACCCAGAGAGAGCUGACCGAGGAGAGGGAGACGAGCGGCCGGCUGCAGAGGCAGCUGCUCGACCAACACCUGCAGACAAAGCGUAAGGAGACCCUGACGAUCCGUCAGACUCUGGAUAACCUGAGGUUGGACCUGAGCGUCGACGACGAGGACGAGGACCAACUGCCUGAGCAGCAAACAAACAAUGUCACCAAAGUCUAAACCCUCACACUCCACACAUUCCCUCAAUACAGAUCAGGGCAUAACAAGCUACUUCUAUAAACUGACAGGGCGUCAGUGAGGUGACAUGUGACCUUUUUCUAAAACGGCCCCUGCCACAUAUUUACAGUCAUCUGGGAGGCGUCUGCAGGUUGCACGCAAUCCAUUCUUCAAAAAAAAAUGUGAUUGUGUGAUCAAACCCAAAAUUCCUUCAGGAUAUUUUCAUUUUGCACUCCUGUGUUAUGUUGAAUGUUAAUUAACACUGAUCUUGUUAUUUUUCCAAAAUCUCCUUGAACAUGUCCUAAAAAGGGACUGUAAUCUGGUAUUAAAACAGAGAAAAGUAAUUAAUUUCCCUAUAAAUAUUUGGAAUGUUUGCAUGUUUUGACAUUUUUAUAUGCACUGACUAAAAAAACGAUUAAUUGAAAUUAUUUGCAAGCUUACCAAUUGAACUCUGUGUCUACAGUAUAUCAAAUUACAUUGUUUUUUGCAGACAACUUCUCAAGAAACUCUUAGGAAAUUACAGACCCUACAUAUAUAUCGACCUCUUCUGGUGACCGGCAGGAAUUGCAACAGUAAACUGUUUUUACCUUAAAAAAAAUAAAAAAAAAAAAAAAAAGUACCAAAGAGCAGUGAAGUGAGAAACUCCUGGUGGACUCACAGCUUCGCUGUCAGAGUGACAGACACAUCGAUACACUCACGAACGAUGAAGUCAGAUGCCUCUUUUGACAUGUUAAACAUCACCUUUUCUUCAUUUCUAUUACAUAGAAUAUUAAACAUAAUCGUGGUUUGCUUGUUUGCCAAAGGAAAUAAAUGUACAGGCGCAUGGUGCAGAGAGAUUGUGACAUGCAUAGAGGGAAAAUUAACAAGGUUUAUAAAGGUGCCUUGUAGUUUUGAAACUUUACGUUUUAUUUUUCUUGUAGAUGCUGUUAAAAUAAGCUUUAAACAGCCUGAAGUGAAUGUUCUACCAGUUCUACCAGUUACACAAAAGCAUCAUGGCCUUUAAGUCUAAACGGCGACUUUUGACUCUGGCAGACUAAAGGUCGCUGGUGUUUUGAGAAUAGGACUCAUUUUAAUUUGUCUUUUAAUUUUUAGAAAGGAAGGUGCAUAUUCAAAGACUCAGUGGUUCCUUGUAUAUUUGACAAAUUUUGCAACGUUAAUUUGGUGGGGCUUUGCUGACAGUUCUUUUGUAAGGAGGUUUGUCCAUGUUAGUAUUGGAACACAUACCAUGCUGGCACACAACAUGCUGUAACUGCAGAGGGAUCUUUGGAUGUGAUUGUAGCUUUUUUUGUUUCACACACAGAAACAAUUAUUUAUAUUGAACAGUUUUUUUUUCCAUGUUUAUGUUUUUAUGAUUCAAAGAUAAUUGAAUUUUCUGUACAUGCAAUUGCUCGCAGGGCAAAACAUAAUUUUAGAGAAUUAAAUGUAUAUUUUAGAGUUUUACAGUUUUGGGGUAUUUUAGGUUUUUUAUGGGGAUUGCUGCUGUAUUGAUAUAACUUCCUGUGCCACCCACAUACAGUAUCUGUUCAUGGGAUAAGAUUUAAGAAAUACGAUUUUUAUUGUCAGUAAAUAAGAAAAAGAAAGAUAAUCUCACAUCACAAUUUGCGUUGAUCUUGAUCUUUGUUAUUUGGAUUUUAUCAAAAUUAACUCAAAUCCGAAAAAAAGUAAUGUUCAAUGAAAAAAAAAGUUUUUAAAUGUUUAAAAGUGCAACUGCUGAGUGUUUAAACUCUCAGAAGUCGGAUUAAUGUCUUAAUAAUUUUGAUCCAAGAUGUGUGUGAAUGCAAAGUGAGAAAGAGAUAAUAAUAAUAAUAAUAAUAAUACAAAUAAUAAUAGAAUGUUUAGAAACCCAUUUAUAUGCCAUUAGGUGUUCUGUAUGCUGAUAUUUUGGAGGAAAAAAUAGAAAACUAAGCAUAUGGACAGAAACAUACAUGACUGGGUUGUUAAAUUCAAAACAAAUAUAGACUAUGUCCCAAAAGUUAAUCAGUACUAAAAUAAUUACGAUUGAGUUGUGAGGAAAUUAAACCCAGCCGUGUUCCAACAGUCCUCUGCAUGUUCCCUGCUUGAAGGCCGUCUGUCAAGCACAUGAAGCUAUUACAGUUUGGAUUUUUUGUUAUGUUUACAUUUGUUGGUGUAUCUUGCUUUUUUGAAAAUGGGAACAUAACUUGCAUUAAAGAGUUUCAUAUUUCAGCUGUUGGGAAUGUGCGCUAAAAAUUUUUUGGUUUAUCAUUUUCGUAACAAAAAGCGAUCGUGUCUACAGAUAUGUAAAAACAUAGAUUUCAUAUUCUUAUUUUUGUAAGUACACUCCACAUUAUACUGGUUCUACUGUUUUGGGGUAUUUAUUUUUCACAUUCUCUCUUUUGGUGAGAAGUUUCU
Messenger RNA from Anoplopoma fimbria (sablefish), 5682 nucleotides. RefSeq names its product cingulin. The transcript has 24 exons. NCBI's taxonomy places the organism in Eukaryota, Metazoa, Chordata, Actinopteri, Perciformes, Anoplopomatidae. The coding region runs from base 1 to 3315 and encodes 1104 amino acids. Gene Ontology annotation, cellular component: myosin complex. The record is from RefSeq and is a predicted model, not a curated record.